GGGACGAAGCAGAGAGGGAGACGCCGAGUGCUCAGUACCGCUAGGUCCGCCGCCGCCGCCGCUGCUGCUGCUACCGUGUCUCCGUGGGUUUAAACAAGCUGCAGCACGGGGCUCCUCGCGAGGGACCCUCCCCCUUCCCCCCCGAGAGUGAGUGUAUAUAGGGUCCUCUCACUCGCUCUGCGGCGCCUUCAAUUCUGUUCGGUUCUCCCUCUCUCUCUCUUCCUCUGUCUGCGUGUGCGCGGCGGCAAACGCCUACCUACCUACCCGUCGCUGGGCCCCCUUUGUCUCGGUUGUUUGUUUGUUACUCUUUUGGCUUUGAUUUACCGAGCUGCUGCUGCUGAUUGCCCUUUCUUUAUUUUCAUUACAAUUAUUAUUUCUUUUUUUUUUUUUUUUUUUCACAACCAUCUUUUGGAAAGGAGAAGAAAAAUCAUGGUGCUCUGAUCUUCAGUUUGUGCCUCUACGAUAUGGUUACUACUGCUGUUGUUGUUGAUUAUUUAUGUGACGGUUGACGAGCCCUCUUUGCUAGUGAUCUGUGUGAAAAAAAAAAAAAAAAAAAAAAAAAAGGAUAACGCUCAAAUGAUUGAAUAAAUAGUAAAUCGGUCCGAAUUGUGUGACGAAUGGCCAAAGUGGCGUGCAAAAGUUGCUGGAGACAAGGGCAGUAGUGGGCAACAGCCAUCGUCGAGGAAACAGACACUAGGAGGACAAGGAGGAGGAGGGCUCCCAACAAAGACGGCCGAGGCAUGCCAGCAGCAGCGCUCGCUGCAGCAUGAGGACGUCCUCCUGCGUCAACUACUACGUGCUCUGCCUCGUGUGCUGGGUACUGCUCGGCAUCACCGGGGUAAGCACGAAAUCUCACUUGCUGGUAAAACGAUACGGCGGCCUCUAUACGGGUCCCUACAUCGACGCCCAAAACGUGACCAACGUGACCGUCCAGCUCGGCACUUUCGCCUAUUUGCCCUGCAAGGUCCGACAGAUCGGUAACAAAUCGGUGUCAUGGGUGAGGACGAGAGACGCACACAUACUGGCAGUGGACAGAACGGUGUUCAUAGCGGACGACAGGUUCGAGUCGCGCUUCAUCGACUCGACGAGUACGUGGGCGCUCGUGGUCAAGUACGCCCAGGAGCGCGACGAGGGAGAGUACGAGUGCCAGAUAUCGACGGAGCCCAAACUCAGCCACACAGUUAAUCUGACCGUUGUUGUGCCCAAAAUCGAAAUACUUGGCGACAAGGACUUGCACGUGAAUCCAGGCAGUAAAGUCGUGCUGCAGUGCGUGAUCAAGCACUCGCUCGAGAUACCUUUUACCGUGUUCUGGUAUCAUCAUGAGCGCCAGCUACCUGAUCAGCGUCGCAACCGCAUGACCAUACAAACGAAGGUAAUCGACGGCACGAACAAUACCGCGAGCAACCUCACGAUCGAGAACACCGUCCUCUCAGACUCUGGCAACUACACCUGUCGGCCUAGUAAUCUCGACAGCACGAGCGUACAGCUUCACGUGCUCAAUGGUGAGCACCCGGCAGCGAUACAGCGGGGCAUAAGCUCGGUGCCAGGCUGCUGUAGAUUCCUGUGCUGGUUCGCUGGUGCCCUAAGCCUCACGGCAAGCGAGUCCGAGCGAGGCCGGCUUUGCGGUCUGCUGCUCGUGGGCUUCGCCGUCGCCGUCACCCAGACGUAUCUGCCGCCGACGAGCGUCGCCUGGACCCGAUGAAGAGGAACGAAGACAGAAGUGAAAACAAUUAGCCCUUAUCCUCUCCCUCCUCCUCCUCCUUUUAUUUAUUAUUAUUAUUAUUUUUUUAAAUUAAUUAAUUUAUUUACGAAAUAACGUAACCUAUACAUAAUAUACAUAAUGGAGAAUGAGGAUGGGUGCAAAGAGGCCACAACUGUAUCCUUGGCGGAUAGAAGCAGCUGAUGAGGGAAAUAAAUGACGCGUCGUUUGUUUGCUCGUCGUUUUGGCUACAAGUCGGGCGUGCAUCGAAAAAGAAAGUUUGUAAGAUAAAAAAAAAAUGAAAAAUGACUUGUCUCUGUGCUCGCAGGUUCUCGCCACACGAUCGUUGCGAAUUAAGCUCGGACGAAUUCUCGAUUCAUGGUAUGCGAUUGAAGUAAAAAAAAAGCGUACUGCAAAUUAUUUUUUUCACGCAAUGACACUUCCAAGGAGUCGCUGGAGGACUGUCAUUACUGCGCUGAGAACUCCAUGAUGAUUUAAAAGUACGCUAUAUUGGAGCUUGCAGUUGGUCGACGCGUGCAAUGAUUAAUCUUGUGAUGUAUACGAGUACCAUCGAGCUAAUUCCAACUAUCGUUUGCAAACUCAUUUUUCUUUUUGAUAUGUAUACAUAUUCGAGCGAUACAUCGUUGAAAUGAAAAAUCGUGUCGAUUGUAUUUGUACACGUCUGCAAGUGCAACUUGAGACGACUCUGGAAUUUUGAGAGAAUAAAAGGUGUUGAUUCGCUCCGCGCGCGAAGAAAAUACCACCAACUCUGGCUUAUUUGGCCCAAAAAUCUUGGUUGUAUUUUCUUUU
Copidosoma floridanum is the source of this 2509-nucleotide messenger RNA. Its product is annotated as zwei Ig domain protein zig-8. Gene Ontology annotation, biological process: synapse organization. Gene Ontology annotation, cellular component: neuron projection membrane. Lineage: Eukaryota; Metazoa; Arthropoda; Insecta; Hymenoptera; Encyrtidae. The record is from RefSeq and is a predicted model, not a curated record.